AUGUCAACUUCGGAAGAAACUGCUGAAAAUUCUGGAGAAAAUGCAGGAGAGAGAAAGAUGUGUCGAGAUUUUCAACGUGGUGUCUGUCGGAGACACCAGUGCAAGUUUAGGCACGAAAUUUCAAAUACAGCACCCGAUGGAGUAAUGUUUUGUCACGACUUUCAAAAUCGAACUUGUACGAGAAUUAAUUGCAAAUUUCUACAUUAUUCUGUUACGGAUGAAAUAUUCUUCAGAACAAACGGAUAUUUUCCUCAUGAGGCAGAAAAUGUGAUGCGUGAUAGAGGAAAAGGAGGACCGGCUUGCAAAGAUUUUAUUUUGGGCUCUUGCAGGCGCAGAAACGACUGCAAGUUCCGCCACAUCACCUAUGCGCAAUAUCAAGAAGAAAAUGGAAAUUCUGAAAAUGGCCAUGGUAUUCGAAAACCUCACCAAAUACCCAGUAAUAAUUUUCACGAAGAGCCCAAAAAACUGGUAUCGUGGAGAUUGAACAAUAACAUACGAAGUUUGAGACAAGAUUAUGUGAAACAAGAUAUCGGUUACAGCAGCAUAGAUGAUAGGCAUCCAAAUGAAAUUAAUGGUGUUUUGUACCAGACCCAUGAUGUGUCUGGUUAUGAUUCUUGUAGCGACUCUAGGGUCAUUAGAGGUGAAUACACAAUUAAUGGUGCAGGAUAUGAUUCGUAUGAACCUCCAGUUAAGAAGAGAUUUUAUGAAGAUAAAACGAAUACGUUUUAUAACAGGAUUCCUUUGGAAGAACAGAAUAUUAUAUUGAGAAAGCAAGUAGAAGAAUUACGGAAACAGGUUUCUGAUCUGACGGCAACAAAUGAAUUUUUGUUGGAGCAAAAUGCACAGUUGCGUAUGGGAGGUUCCAGACAAGGAAAUGUGACUGCAGUCACAGUGCCUGCUGUUACUAUAACAAACACUACGGUUCCACCUACGACUCAACCUCAGCCACAGGUUAUCAGGACGGUGACUGCCAGUGUGGCAACUGUUCCAGUCUCAAUAGGCGCAGUUUCCAUGGCACCAGUUCAGGUUGCGGCACCAAUAGUUAGUAUGGCUACACCUCAAACACAAAUUAUUGCCAACAGUGCACCAAUAGCAAUUGCAAGUAACUCGCAGCAGUUGGCGCUGGCGCAGCAGAGUCUGACUGGGCCAGCUACUGCUCCGAAUCAGAUAAUCACGAGUUCAACGCAGCAGCAAAUACUUGCUUCAAAUACUCAACUGACUUUGUCCAACGCUCAGCCGACGGGACAGCAGAUUUUAACACCUAUAGGUGGUCCAGGACAGCAGCUGGCAAUGGCCCAACAAAGUCUUGCCCAUAACACUUCCCAGGCCUUGGCGAUGUCUAAUGCCUCACAACCAAUUAUAUCGUACCCAUAA
This is a messenger RNA of Ctenocephalides felis (cat flea), 1374 nucleotides long. Its product is annotated as zinc finger CCCH domain-containing protein 10-like. The coding region runs from base 1 to 1374 and encodes 457 amino acids. The transcript has 9 exons. Lineage: Eukaryota; Metazoa; Arthropoda; Insecta; Siphonaptera; Pulicidae. The record is from RefSeq and is a predicted model, not a curated record. Gene Ontology annotation, molecular function: metal ion binding.